Molecule: messenger RNA, 5805 nt
Organism: Merops nubicus (carmine bee-eater)
Lineage: Eukaryota; Metazoa; Chordata; Aves; Coraciiformes; Meropidae
Gene: TTC28
Product: tetratricopeptide repeat domain 28
Exons: 17
Coding region: 1-5805 (1934 amino acids)
Molecular function (GO): protein binding
Source: RefSeq, a predicted model, not a curated record
AUGGAAGUGAACGACCGUGCCUCCCAGGCGUCCACGCACGGGAACUUGGCAGUUGCCUACCAAGCGCUGGGCGCCCACGACCGUGCUCUGCAGCACUACCAGAACCACCUCAACAUCGCCCGGGAGCUGCGAGACGUCCAGAGUGAAGCGAGGGCCCUCAGCAAUUUGGGCAACUUCCACUGCUCACGAGGAGAGUACGUGCAGGCAGCCCCGUACUACGAGCAGUACCUGCGCCUGUCCCCGGACCUGCAGGACAUGGAAGGGGAGGGGAAGGUUUGCCAUAACCUCGGCUACGCCCAUUACUGCCUUGGGAACUACGAGGAAGCUGUGAAGUACUACGAGCAGGAUCUGGCUUUAGCGAAGGAUCUUCAUGACAAGCUGAGCCAAGCCAAAGCCUAUUGCAACCUGGGCCUGGCCUUCAAAGCCUUGAUGGACUUCAGCAAAGCAGAGGAGUGUCAAAAGUACUUGUUGUCCCUGGCCCAGUCUCUGAACAAUUCCCAGGCCAAAUUCCGAGCUCUGGGGAACUUGGGGGAUAUUUUUGUCUGUAAAAAAGACGUAAAUGGUGCAAUAAAAUUUUAUGAGCAGCAAUUGAGCUUAGCCCAUCAUGUUAAAGACAGGAGACUGGAAGCCAGUGCCUAUGCAGCCUUGGGCUCUGCGUACAGAAUGAUACAGAAGUGUGACAAGGCUUUAGGUUACCACACACAGGAGCUGGAGGUGUACCAGGAGCUGGGAGAUAUGCCGGGUGAAUGCAGGGCACAUGGUCACCUUGCUGCAGUGUACAUGUCACUCGGGAAGUACACCAUGGCCUUCAAGUGUUACGAGGAACAGCUGGAGCUUGGGCAGAAGUUGAAGGACCCCAGCAUAGAAGCCCAAGUCUAUGGUAACAUGGGCAUUACCAAGAUGAACAUGAAUGUCAUGGAGGAAGCUAUUGGCUACUUUGAACAGCAGCUGGCCAUGCUGCAGCAGCUCAAUGGAAAUCAGUCUGUGUUAGACCGGGGACGAGCGUAUGGGAACCUGGGAGAUUGUUACGAGGCUCUGGGAGAUUUUGAGGAAGCUAUAAAGUAUUAUGAACAGUACCUGUCUGUGGCUCAAAGCUUGAACCGUAUGCAAGAUCAGGCAAAGGCCUACCGGGGCCUGGGCAACGGGCACAGGGCCAUGGGAAGCUUGCAGCAGGCUCUGGUAUGCUUCGAGAAACGGCUUGUGGUGGCACAUGAGCUGGGGGAGGCGUUUAACAAGGCCCAGGCCUAUGGGGAGCUGGGGAGCCUGCACAGCCAGCUGGGGAACUACGAACAGGCCAUUUCGUGCCUGGAGCGCCAGCUGAACAUUGCUCGAGAGAUGAAGGACCGAGCGCUGGAGAGCGACGCCGCCUGCGGCCUGGGCGGGGUCUACCAGCAGAUGGGGGAGUACGACACAGCCCUGCAGUAUCACCAGCUAGACCUGCAGAUUGCAGAGGAGACCAACAACCCCACUUGCCAAGGCCGGGCCUACGGGAACCUGGGCCUGACCUACGAGUCCUUGGGCACCUAUGAGAGGGCAGUGGUUUAUCAGGAGCAGCACCUCAGCAUUGCAGCACAAAUGAACGACCUUGUAGCCAAAACUGUGUCUUACAGCAGUCUGGGGAGGACUCACCACGCUUUGCAGAACUACUCUCAGGCUGUGAUGUACCUACAGGAAGGACUGAGGCUGGCGGAGCAGCUGGGGCGCAGAGAAGAUGAAGCCAAAAUCCGCCAUGGCCUUGGCCUCUCCCUCUGGGCGAGUGGGAACCUGGAGGAGUCUCAGCAUCAGCUGUACCGGGCCUCGGCACUGUUUGAAACCAUCCGACACGAGGCGCAGCUGAGCACAGACUACAAGCUGUCCCUCUUCGACCUGCAGACAUCCUCCUACCAGGCCCUGCAGCGAGUGCUCGUCACUCUCGGUCACCACGAUGAAGCACUGGCAGUAGCAGAGAGAGGACGAACAAGGGCAUUUGCUGACCUGCUUGUGGAACGUCAAACUGGGCAGCAGGACUCUGAUCCCUAUUCUCCAGUGACCAUUGACCAGGUCCUGGAGACAGUGAAUGGCCAGAGGGGACUUGUUCUUUACUACUCACUGGCUGCAGGUUAUCUCUACAGCUGGCUGCUGGCUCCUGGGGCAGGAAUUCUGAAAUUUCACGAGUGCUAUCUGGGAGACAGCCUGACGGGAAGUGCUGGGGACUUGCAGGAGGCCAGCAGCGUGACCCUGCCAGCGGUGACCAGCUCUGUGCUGGAGCAGCACAUCUCCAGCGUGCGGGAGGCCCUGGGCGUGGAUUCCUACUACACUCGAGCCUGUGCCAGUAGCGAGACUGAGAGUGAAGCUGGAGAUAUCAUGGACCAGCAGUUUGAGGAGGUGAAUAACAAGCUGAACUCGAUGACUGAUCCGACUGGCUUCCUGAGGAUGGUCAGCAGGAACAACCUCCUGAAUAGGAGCUGUCAGAGCAUGACCAGUCUGUUCAGCAGUACCAUGUCUCCUGUGAAGGACGGAUCAUCAUCUCUUCCAAGGAGGCAGACUUCCUUCACCAAACCCCCACUCCGUGCACUCUACGAGUUACUGAUAGGACCUAUGGAAGGAGGUUUGAUGCAUUCCAGUGGGCCUGUUGGCCGUCACCGCCAGCUGAUACUGGUUCUGGAGGGAGAACUGUACCUCAUUCCUUUUGCUCUCCUGAAGGGCUGUUCCUCCAACGAGUACCUCUAUGAGCGCUUCAGCCUGAUUGCUGUGCCAUCCAUCCAGUCACUGAAUCCCAGCUCCAAGUCCCAUGUGAGAAAGAAUACUCCUGCUUACUCCAGUUCUACCUCAAUGGCAGCUGUCAUAGGAAAUCCCAAGCUCCCUUCAGCAGUUAUGGACAGGUGGCUAUGGGGACCUAUGCCCUCUGCAGAAGAGGAAGCAUAUAUGGUAUCUGAGUUACUUGGCUGCCAGCCCUUAGUUGGCAGUGCAGCAACAAAAGAGAGGGUCAUGAGUGCCCUCACUCAGGCAGAAUGUGUCCAUUUUGCAACCCAUGUCUCCUGGAAACUGGCUGCUUUGGUUCUGACACCCAACUCUGACAGCAAUCCAGCCAGCAGCAAGAGUUCUUUUGGGAACCCCUACACAAUCCCAGAAUCCCUUCGGAUGCAGGAUGAUGCCAGUGAUGCGGAGAGCAUCUCAGACUGCCCUCCUCUUCAGGAGUUUCUGCUUACAGCAGCUGAUGUCCUGGAUCUGCGGCUUCCUGUCAAAUUAGUGGUUCUUGGCUCUUACCAGGAAUCCAACAGCAAAGUCACUGCUGAUGGAGUCAUUGGCUUGACAAGAGCAUUCCUGGCUGCUGGGGCACAGUGUGUCCUAGUGUCACUCUGGCCUGUUCCUGUGGCUGCUUCCAAAAUGUUUGUGCAUGCCUUCUAUUCCUCCCUCUUAAAUGGGACGAAAGCCAGUGCAGCCCUUGGAGAAGCAAUGAAAACUGUGCAGAGCAGCAAGCAGUUCUCCCAUCCGUCCAACUGGGCAGGCUUUAUGCUUAUUGGGAGUGAUAUGAAGCUGAACAGCCCUUCUUCACUAGUAGGACAGGCCCUGACUGAGAUCCUGCAGCACCCUGAAAGGGCACGAGAUGCUUUGCGUGUCCUGCUACAUCUGGUGGAGAAAUCGUUGCAGCGAAUCCAGAACGGGCAGCACAACUCCAUGUACACCUCCCAGCAGAGUGUGGAGAAUAAAGUGGGCGGCACCCCCGGCUGGCAGGCGCUGCUCACGGCCGUGGGGUUCCGCCUGGACCCCCCGGCCAGCGGGCUGCCAGCAGCAGUGUUCUUCCCCACCGCUGACCCCGGCGACCGGCUGCAGCAGUGCAGCACCACCAUCCAGUCCCUCCUGGGUUUGCCAAACCCUGCACUUCAGGCACUUUGUAAACUUAUCACAGCUUCAGAAACAGGAGAGCAGCUUAUCAACAGGGCUGUUAAAAAUAUGGUGGGAAUGCUGCAUCAAGUCCUGGUUCAACUUCAGGCAGGUGAGAAAGAACAAGAUUUCUCCUCUGCACCAAUCCAGGUUUCCAUCAGUGUCCAACUCUGGAGGCUACCUGGCUGUCAUGAGUUUCUGGCAGCUCUAGGUUUUGACCUUUGUGAAGUUGGCCAAGAGGAGGUGAUUCUGAAGACUGGGAAACAAGCUAAUAGGAGGACCAUGCACUUUGCUCUGCAAUCCUUGCUGGCACUUUUUGAUUCUACAGAGCUGCCUAAGCGCCUUAGCCUGGACAGUUCCUCAUCACUCGAGUCACUGGCUUCUGCUCAGUCUGUUUCCAACCCUGUACCCCAGUAUCAGAACCCUCCAUUCUCUCCUACUUGCCCAGACAGCAUUGCCUCAGAUGCCAUCUCUGUGUAUAGCCUGAGCUCCAUUGCCUCUUCCAUGAGCUUUGUUUCCAAGCCGGAGAGCGUCCCAGAUGCUGUGGGACACAGAGGACGGCAGGACUAUGAGAGGCCCAAGACCUGUUCACACAGGUCUGCAGUACAGAGCCAGUUGUCACCACAGACUAGCACUGUAGCCAGCAAAGAUGAGGAGGAGUAUGAAGGUUUUUCUAUAAUCAGCAAUGAGCCUUUGGGCAGUUACCAAGAAAACAUAAAACCAAGAUUUUCCCCUGAUCACAAACAGCCCAAAACUGGUCAGGCCGGAGGCAUUAAAGAGUGUGUCAACUCCAAAGGGAGCAUAAGUACCCCAAAUUCUCCUGUUAAAAUGACUCUUAUCCCUAGUCCAAAUUCACCUUUCCAAAAAGUUGGGAAACUUGCAAGUUCUGAUACUGGGGAGUCUGACCAGUCUAGCACAGAGACUGACAGCACUGUCAAAUCCCAGGAGGAUGGUAAUCCAAAGCUUGAUCCACAAGAGUUGGCCCAAAAAAUUCUGGAGGAAACUCAGAGUCACCUCAUUGCUGUUGAACGACUUCAGAGAAGUGGCAGCCAAAUAAACAAGAGCAACAACUCAGAUGAUGGGGCUCCCACCCCUGCAGGCGUCUCUGCGUUCCGAUCCUCGGAGACCAGCGCGUUCAGUCGGCCAGUCAGCUCCAGUCAGAAGAAUCAGUCUUCACCUCUCGCAGUGAAACCAAAGCCUCCAACAAGGAGUUCAUCCCUUCAGAAAGUGAGUUCUGGCUAUAACAGCCCUACGAUGUCGGAGACGUCAAACAAAGAAGGCACAGGCCAAUACAGUGGGCAGCCAUCCCCCAGUUCUGAUUCGCACGGGUCCUUAACUGAGCAGACUCACUUUAAACUCAAGUACCCCAGCUCUCCCUACAGUGCUCACAUUUCUAAAUCGCCCAGAAAUAUCUCUCCAAGCUCAGGGCAUCAGUCUCCUGGUGGCAGCACUCCAUCUCCUGCUCUGUCUUACUCCUCAGCUGGUUCUGCUCGCUCAAGUCCAGCUGAUGCCCCAGACAUAGACAAAUUAAAAAUGGCUGCCAUUGAUGAAAAAGUGCAAGCAAUUCACAACUUAAAGAUGUUCUGGCAAAGCACUCCCCAUCACUCCACGGGCCCGAUAAAGAUUCUCCGAGGAGCUCCUGGAACAAUGACUUCAAAAAAAGAUGUCCUCAGCUUGCUCAAUUUAUCUCCAAGGCACGGCAAAGAAGAAAGUGCAGAUAAGCUGGAACUAAAGGACCUGUCUAUUGAGCAACAUCUUACUUCUCCACAAAAGAAUCCUCCAAAUGGACACAGGCUCCCUGAUACUACUAAUGCAGUGGCAUCAACUCACUCUCCACCUUCCAGUAGCACUCCAGGAACAGCACGCCCCUUGAGGCUGUCGUCUGGGAACGGUUAUAAAUUUCUGUCACCAGGAAGAUUUUUUCCUUCCUCCAAAUGUUGA